ACUAGCUUUGUCUGCUCCUCAGUUUCAACUCUUUUUCUAUCUCUCUCUCUCUCUCCAAUUAUUUUUUAUUUUUUAACUUCUCAAAGACAUUUCCUUUUAAAAAUCAUCUCACAAAACCACCUUAAGAUGCGCCCAACUCCCUUUCAUCAAACACUCUCUGAAAGCUUUCAGUUUUGAUUUUUAAUUUUAUUUUAUAUUUUUUCCUUCGUUCUUUCUUUUGGUCAUGAACUAAUGCUUUACAGAGGUCUUUUAGAUUGGUGGAGCAUCCAAAAUGGAUUUUGGGGUGGUGGGUUUGGAGGGUUUGAUGGGUCCUGAAGGUGGAGAUCCUUCACAGAUUACCGACUCUGAGACCAAGACAAAGGGUCUCGGAUCUGGGUUUGGCAAGCAAGAAAGAUCUAGGCCUAAUGAAGAUGACUGGAGGAGAGCCAAAAUGGUGAAAACAGAGGAUUUGUCAUCGGCCACCAAGACAAUGCCGUUGCAUCAGGGGACUACUCCUCUGCUGAGAUCUAAUUCUCUGCUACCUGCUGGUGAUACUCGUCAACAACAACAACAACAACAACAACAACAACAACAACAACAACAACAAGAGCAUAUGCUUAGCUUCUCUUCGCAUAAACCAGUAGUUUCUUUUCUCACUAAAGAAGGUGGGCCUUUGGACAGAAACACUCAAACCUCAGCUUUUCCUUACUACCAACGCACGCCCUCUGCUGCUUACUCAAGAAAUGCAGUUUCAGUUUAUGGUUCUGGAAGCUUGAAUGCAAACAUGCAUGGGCCUUUUACCGGGGUUAGAGGACCAUUUACUCCAUCACAAUGGAUUGAGCUAGAGCACCAGGCUUUGAUCUACAAGUACAUCAGUUCAAAUGUGCCUGUACCAUCAAAUUUGCUCAUACCUCUCAAGAAAUCCAUCUACCCAUAUGGCUUGUCCGGUUCGUCUGCUGGAUCUUUGCCUCCCAAUUCAUUAGGGUGGGGCUCUUUCCAUCUGGGUUUUUCUGGCAACACCGAUCCUGAACCCGGGAGGUGUCGUCGAACCGAUGGUAAGAAAUGGCGGUGCUCUAGAGAUGCUGUUGCCGACCAGAAGUACUGUGAAAGGCACAUAAACAGGGGCCGCCAUCGUUCAAGAAAGCCUGUGGAAGGCCAGUCUGGCCAUGCCGCCUCGGGGACCACUACUUCAAAGGUGGUGCCGAUGACUUCCUCCAUGUCAACAUCGGUGAUACCCAGUGGCGGAGCAUCCGACAGCCUCACCAUCACACCACAUCACCUUAAGAAUUUGCAAUCUGGUGCUGGUGCUUCUUCUUCUGCUGCCGCUGCUGUUGCUACCAAUCCUUCUACAGAUGCUCUUGUGAACAGAAUGCAAGAUCUUCGGGGCCUGUCAAUGAUGUCUUCUCCUACCAUCAAACUGAAAGCUAACGUCUCUACUUUUAACAUUCCAAAACAAGAGCUCAUGUUGGAAGAAUCCUCCCAAUCAGAGUUUGGACUUGUUUCUACUGAUUCACUUCUUAAUCCUUCACAUAAGAGCUCUUACUUGAAUUCCAAAAACUAUGGUUCUUUCUUAGACUUCAGUGACCAAGAAACCCAAGACCAACAUCCGCUACGACAAUUCAUGGAUGAGUGGCCAAAAGACCAGUCCAAUCACUCGGUCAUUAGUUGGCCUGAAGAAAUCAAAUCAGACUGGACCCAGCUCUCGAUGUCGAUACCUAUGACAUCCUCAGAAUUCUCAUCAUCCUCGUCAUCUCCCACACAGGAAAAACUUGCACUUUCACCGCUAAGAUUAUCUCGCGAGUUCGAGCCUAUGCAAAUGAAUUUGGGACAAAGUAACGAGCUUGGUGAAGCAACACAUAAGCAGACUAAUUGGGUACCUGUAUCCUGGGGAACUUCAAUGGGAGGUCCUUUAGGAGAGGUCUUGACCAGUUCAACCACCACAGUGAAGCCUUGCAAGAAUUCAUCUGCUCUUAACCUCUUGACAGAAGGGUGGGAAGGUAGUCCUCAGCUGGGGUCUUCUCCAACAGGUGUCCUACAGAAGUCAACUUUCUGUUCACUCUCAAACAGCAGUUCAGGAAGCAGUCCAAGAGCCGAUAACAAAAAGAAUCUUGAUGGAGCUAGCCUAUAUGAUGAUGUUCUUGGUUCAACUCUAGCAAGUUCCUCAAUUCCCUCCUUGUAAAUUCGAAAUCUGAUGCAAAAGCAAGGAGCUGAAGGUUUACGAAACAGAAGAAAAGAUUGACCUGGUGGAACGAGUCUAGAAAAGCUAGGAGUAACCCUUUGUUUAUCUGAUUUAAAUUUCUUUGUUUUUUUUUUUUUUUUACUCUCUCUAUGGCUUUUACAUGUCAAACAAAACUAGAGACAUGGUUCAUUCUGAUUUCGAAUAGGUAAUUUGCCCAGUUUGGCUCAUGUGGGUUUGUGGGUGUCAGAUAGUUUUUUUUUUUUAUUUUUUUUUUCGUCCGCCUCUUUCCUAAUGAAUUUAAUGUAAUUUAUGCUGUGUUGAUA
Molecule: messenger RNA, 2481 nt
Organism: Ziziphus jujuba (common jujube)
Lineage: Eukaryota; Viridiplantae; Streptophyta; Magnoliopsida; Rosales; Rhamnaceae
Product: growth-regulating factor 1
Exons: 4
Coding region: 272-2158 (628 amino acids)
Biological process (GO): regulation of DNA-templated transcription; DNA-templated transcription; developmental process
Cellular component (GO): nucleus
Molecular function (GO): ATP binding
Source: RefSeq, a predicted model, not a curated record